Pectinophora gossypiella (pink bollworm) is the source of this 1685-nucleotide messenger RNA. Its product is annotated as beta-1,3-galactosyltransferase 5-like. Gene Ontology annotation, cellular component: membrane. The transcript is spliced from 8 exons. The coding region runs from base 98 to 1156 and encodes 352 amino acids. Lineage: Eukaryota; Metazoa; Arthropoda; Insecta; Lepidoptera; Gelechiidae. The record is from RefSeq and is a predicted model, not a curated record. Gene Ontology annotation, molecular function: hexosyltransferase activity.
CCUACCUGGUAUCCGUAAAGUAUAGUUUAUCUGUUCUGUUUGCUAUUUUAAAAAUGCGUCACUUCCCGUUGUGAAGUUUAAAUAUUUUUUCGUUAAAAUGAAGACUAUGAUGAUUAGAAGAACGCUGUGGAAAACAUUUGGACUCCGCAAGCCAAGUCUACUCCUACCUCUGCUAAUAUGGACAGUGCUGGUGACAGUGUGCUGGCGACUAUCCAGGGUGAGCAGCGGGUUACUGCUGCCCCCAGCUCCGCACCAGGACCUCAGCCACUUCAGGAGGAGUCGAAGUCUACAGCACUACCUUGACGAGAUCCAACUCCUGAUCGAGCCGUCAUCAGUGCUGUGCAGCCUACAGGAGGAGCCAGUAGUAGUUCUGGUGGCUAGCGCGCCAAGUAGACUGGACCAUCGGGAAGCCAUCAGGCGUACCUGGGGCAGCCGGCUGCCCACCUACUUCAUCAUGGGGCUGGAUGGCGAUAUAAAUGAUGAGCAGUUGGUAGACAAUUACGUAGAAGCCAAGCAGUACAGCGACCUGGUGGUGUUUGACUUCAGGGAGCACUACCAGAACCUGACCUUGAAGACUGGUCUCAUGCUGCAAUGGACCUUGAACCGAUGUCCACAAGCUCGCUUCUUGUAUAAGACUGAUGACGACAUGCUUGUUAACCCCUGGGUGUUGAAAGACGUUCUGAGGGAUAGGGGAGAUGCCAAAAUGCUUGGCUACGUGUACAACAACUCUCUCCUACAUCGGGAUGAACACAACAAGUGGUACCUCCCGCGGUGGCUGUGUUCCGAGGACGUCAUACCACAAUACAUGACUGGUCCUGGCUAUCUUAUUAGUGGAGAGUACCUACGCGCGAUCCUGCAGGCAGCUAACAAAGUACCACUUCACAAUCUGGAGGAUGUCUACUUUACAUACAAUGUGGCUAAAAAGACUCUGCAUCUGACACUCUCCCAUGACUCGCGGUUGAGUCCCUUCAGGCCAUGGUCGUCCUGGCUGCCAUUCGGCUGUCACAAUUGGAGAUACGCGUCAAUACACAGUGUGACUCCUCAAGAAAUACUCCGAAUAUGGACCUCUAUACAGCCGAUAGGGGACCAGUACUCGAAAGGCCAUCCUGUCUGCCAGAAUUACGAUGACUUUCUAAGGUUCUUUGGAAUUAGCUAGCAGUAAUAUUAAAGCCAUAGAAUAAAGAACUACGUACGGUCACGAGCAAUAUAUGUAUACACUUUGGUACCAUAUCACAUUAACUUUUUUGACAAAUUGAACUGUAAGUCUCACUAUACGUCAAAUAUGUUAGUGCGACAGAGUCCUAAAGUGGGUACAUUAUAUUGCUCAUGACUGUACAACUAUGCAUAGAACGGGUUCUCCGCCCCGCACCAAUUCGUAUAGGGCGCCGACCUCAUCCCCUCUGUGUCUUUUAUCACCCACGCUUCUCCACUACUGAUUGGUGGAGGUGUUUUUUUAGGCUAAUAGCCGGGACCAACGGUAUUACACGCCCUCCGAAGCAAGGAAACAUCGUACUAUUUCGGACAAUCAGGUGAUUCAAGCGUGCGAUUGUCGCACAAAGUGAUUUCGACAAUGUCCCCUUUGGGAGUCGAACUCGGACUUCCAGAUCGUGAGCCCAAUGCUCUAACCACUAGACCACGGAGGCUUUUGAAGACUGAAUAAUAAAGAAUUUUGAUUAAGUAUAUAA